Molecule: messenger RNA, 5138 nt
Organism: Liolophura sinensis
Lineage: Eukaryota; Metazoa; Mollusca; Polyplacophora; Chitonida; Chitonidae
Product: probable E3 ubiquitin-protein ligase HERC4
Exons: 30
Coding region: 122-3268 (1048 amino acids)
Biological process (GO): ubiquitin-dependent protein catabolic process; protein ubiquitination
Cellular component (GO): cytoplasm
Molecular function (GO): ubiquitin protein ligase activity
Source: RefSeq, a predicted model, not a curated record
GGUUGUCGUACGAAAUAGUUUUGAUGCGUGUAACAUGAACGACCUGACAGGUUCAUUCAGAGUUUAUUGGGUGGAGAAGGUAAUACCAUAUGACAUGUAGACAGGUUCUGUGGUCAGCGAGAUGUCCUUGCUUUGUAGUUGGGGUCAGUCCACAGAUGGUCAGCUGGGACUGGGUGGCAUUGAUGAUGACCGCAUCUCCUGUCCCAGGGAAGUGACAUUGUUGAGCAAAUGUAACAUCAAGGAUGUUAGUUGCGGGAACAAACACACAGUUAUUGUGUCCAAAGAUGGAGUGGUGUAUACAUGUGGGAAUAAUGAUGCUGGCCAACUGGGUCACGACAAAUCAAGGAAAAAACCAGAACAGGUGUUAUCUUUAGAAGCUUGCCAUAUAAACCAAGUAUCAGCAGGUGGAAAUCAUAAUCUAGUUGUGAAUUCAAGUGGAGAGGUAUACAGCUGGGGAGAUAACUCAGGUGGGCAGCUUGGACAUGGAGAUAUACAAGGUGAUUUACACAGGACCCCCAGGUUGGUGAAGGCUCUGAGUGGUCAAAAAGUGAUACAGGUGUCUUGUGGAGAAUGCCACUCUCUGGUACUCACAAAUGACAGCAGGGUGUUUACUUGGGGAAGCAACAGCUUUGGUCAGUUAGGAAUAGGGAAGAACAGAAGUGGUCAAAAGUCACCUCAGCUGCUGGACUGUUUGAAAGGGAUUCCCAUGCGGAUGAUUACAGCUGGCGCCAAUCAUUCCUGUGUAUUGUCCUUGUCUGGAGCGCUCUUUGUUUGGGGGAAAAACUCGUUUGGGCAGCUGGGAGUGAAUGAUCAAAAAGACCGUCACUUUCCUACACUAUGCAAAUCCCUACGAAGCCUAAAAGUGAUGUAUGUGGCUUGCGGGGGUGAUCAUACUGCAGUUCUCUCAGAGGAUGGAGGUGUUUUUACAUUUGGUGCUGGCAUGUAUGGACAACUGGGCCAUGGCUCACAGAAUACAGAGUUUCUGCCCAAAAAGGUGUUGGAGUUGAUGGGUAGUAUAGUGACACAGAUAGCAUGUGGAAGAUGCCACACCCUAGCCUUUGUAUUAGGCAGUGGAAAAAUCUACUCUUUUGGCCUGGGGGGUAACGGACAGCUAGGUUUGGGGGACACAGCCAACCGUAGUGUCCCAUCAGCCAUUAAAGCUCAGUUUGAGAAUAACUCUAUGGCAGGACGAUCAGCUGACAGCGUUGUUUGGGUGGAGAAGAUCUUUGCUGGUGGUGACCAGUGUUUCUGUCAGGUGUCAUGGUCUCAGCCUGUUUGCCCGGAAGAUUUCCGUGUGCUGAAGGAGGAUAGGAGAAUUCUUCACUUGUCAGAUCAGAUAGUGGAUAGAAUAUGCGAAUUAAGUGUUGAUGAUAGACCUCCAGCAGAACUGUCAGAAAAAUGUGAGAUGUUAUUUGGUUCAGCGUCUUGCCUUAACUCUUCAUUCCUGAUGAGGGAGAACAAACACUUUAGAGCCAGCAGCAAGAAUCAUGGUGUAGAUCUGGAAUCUGCCAAGUGUCUGCUUCAGAGACUGGGAGAAAUGAAAAAUAAAAUAUUAUCACACAUUAUCUGCGGGACCUUGGAGAGUAAGUUGUUGAGGGAGUUACCGUCUUCUCCGCCUGAUGUGGAGGCUCUCAGACUCUACCUGUUCCUUCCUCUUUGCCAUCUCUUUGACAACCCUAGACACUACAGGACCAUUAUCUGCCCAUUUGGAGAAUCCAUCAUCAAACUGGAUAAAUCAGCAUCCAAAAUAAUAGAUCUUUGGUGGUCUUCUCAGAAGGCAGAAGAAAUCAACAGGCUAGUGUAUAUCUACAAGCAAGUGGUGGUGUACAUACUGAACUUACCCUCUCCAACAGACCAGAAUGAUGUCAUGGGCCGACAGCGUUGUUUACAUACUUCUAUGGAGGUGCUCAAGAAACUUAACUCUGUGAAUGAGAUGAAUGGCCAGAUCAUUCCAUACCAUCGCUUCUACAUAGCGGAGCUCACAGAAAAAGUCAACAUCAAAGCAGAUUAUGUGAACUGGGUACAGGUCAAUAGCUCUUCUAAUCCUGGACUGUUGUCCUUCUGUAACUACGCUUUUGUGUUUGAUGCAAAGGCUAAGACUAUGCUCCUUCAAACAGAUGCUGUUAUGCAGAUGCAGUUUGCUAUAGAUGAAGUGUACCGCCGUAACAUCUCCAGUAUGUUGAUGCAUUUGGCACCUGUUAACCCUCUGAACCCUUGCCUCAUCCUCUGUGUGUCUCGGAACAACCUUGUACAGGACACCAUCCUACAGCUCAGCAAACAGGGGGCCGCAGACUUCAAGAAACCACUCAAAGUGUUAAUCCAAGGAGAAGAGGCUAUUGAUGCUGGUGGUGUCAAAAAGGAAUUUUUCCUGCUGAUACUACGAGAGGUGUUGGACCCAAAAUAUGGAAUGUUUAAGUACCAUGAAGAAUCAAGGCGAAUUUGGUUCCAAAAAGAGACCUUUGAGGAGGAGGGUAUGUUCCACCUAAUAGGUGUACUCUGUGGACUUGCCAUUUACAAUUCCAUAAUCAUAGACAUUCACUUCCCUCUGGCUCUCUACAAGAAGAUCCUCAACAGACCUGUGACAUUAGAUGAUCUCAAGGAUUUGAUGCCAUCAGUUGGGAGGAGUUUACAGUGCAUUCUGGACUAUGAAGGAGAUGACUUUGAAGAACUGUUUGAUCUCACCUUUGAGGUGAGUGAGGACUACUUUGGUGAGCUGAGAAGUGUGGAGUUAUCACAUGAAGGGAAGACUAGACAGGUGACCAAGGAAAACCGAAAGGAAUAUGUUGAUGCUUACAUUGACUACAUAUUCAACAAGUCUGUGGAGAAGAAUUUCAGAUCUUUCAAUGAGGGAUUUCACAAAGUGUGUGGUGGUCGAGUCCUGGAAUUGUUUCACCCAAAAGAACUGGAAGCCAUGGUUGUGGGAAAUGAAAAUUACGAUUUCCAUGAGCUAGAGAAGAAUACAGAGUACAAGGACGAUUUCCAUCGAUAUCAUCCCACCAUCAAGAUAUUCUGGGAAGUCUUUCAUGAUUUAUCACUGGAGGAAAAGAAGAAAUUUCUGUUAUUCCUGACUGGCAGUGACCGUAUUCCAAUCCUGGGCAUGAAGGCAGUUAAGUUGUUCAUUCAGCCAGCAGGGGGUGGAGAGGAUUUCUUACCUGUGGCUCACACCUGUUUUAACCUGCUGGAUUUACCUAGAUACACCAGCAAGGACAGACUGAGACAGAAGCUACUCCAUGCUAUAGAAAACUCUCAAGGCUUUGGCAUUGUGUGAAGAAUUGAUCUGGGCCAAAGAGUCGACCUGGAUGCCACUGCUGAGACUUGCAAACCCAAGAUGUUCUCAGAGACAUGGAGUGAUGUCUGGUUGAACAUACGUUUUGAAGUUUUAAUGUAAAUGUUUGUUAAAAAAAAAAUAAACUUUAUAUUAAGUCAUAUAGAUAAACUAGUCCAAUGUAGUGAGGCAUGGCUUCUGGGCAACUGUAAUUGUGGUUAUUUUUGUAGUCAUAACCAUGCAUGUAGCUUAAAAAGUGUGAUGCUCAGUGAGUUAACCAGGUGUGAUGCUCAGGUUAAGUAUUUCCACAUACAGCUGUAUACCAUAUUGUGUUUAGUUAUUAAAUUUCAUGUGUUAUCACCAAACCUGUGUACCCUGAAUAGUGUUCAGUAACACCUCUGUCUAUAACUGCUGCCUACUAAGACACUAUAUGAUUGUCUUCCACUGCACUGUCUGACCCAUGGGGUAUUUUAUGAAAUGUUUGCUCAAUGUCACAGAAUCUGUGAUAUGCAUAACCUUCAGUUAUAAUUAUUUUAAUAUGUUAUCUAUUGUUUAAGUGCAUUGGUAACUUUAAAGUUGUUUGUUCUUUUUAAAUCAUAUUGUGUAAUGUAGCUCUGCAUGAAGCUAUUUUACUAAGCCUUAAUCAACGUUUAAAUGAAUCCAUAUAGUGUGACAUGAGCAGUAAAGGUAAGUGAGCUGAGGUUAAAAGUAAGUAUUGAGAUGUUGGACAUGUAUAAUGGUGUUGUAUUUGUAUUUGUACUACAUACAUAAUUGAAGAAUAUGUAGGUGGAAUUAGUGCUGGUUAUUGUUAAGCGUAUGAAGUAUAAAUGCAUGUACUGGUAUGUUUGUUGUAGAAAACAUGUAAGAGUAGAUUUACAUGGAUUAUAUUCUGGCUGAUUUCUGGAAAGUGUUUUCACCAAAAAAAACUGUGCUAAAAAAACAUCAGUAGCCUCUUUUCGUGCCCUGCCGUCCUGUUCACCUUAUAUUUGUAUUCAUUGAAAAUAUGUUAGAUCUACUUUCUUAUUGGAGCCAAAAUAAAUUUUACUCUUAGAAUUUGCAUCAUAUAUUAGUCCAACUUGUAAUAAUAACUUACAGUAUCAUGUGACAUUGAAAAUUGUAUAAGAUGUAGGCUACUUACAAAUUGAGAAAAACAUCCAGUCCAGAUAGUUGCACCUUGCAGCAUGUAGGCUGUUGAAAGAAGUUGAUUCUUUUUGUACGUGUUGAAUUUUGUUGAGUUUUUGUUUAGGUAAGGUUGUAUCCAUGGUGUAUAGUUUGAGAUUUGCAGAUAAGUGUGGGAAACAGAUUAAAAAUUAUUGGUAGGAUUAUGUUGAACAAUAAUUUUCAAUGUCAGAAUUACUGAGUGAUAAAUUAGUGAUCGUACCUUCAGUUACUUACUACGUCUUUUGUCCAAGAUAAUCCAUACUCAGUAGCAUAGGACAGAAAUCACAUUUAGGUCAUUAACUACACAGAUGGAAUCCCAAAGCCCAUGCUGUUGUAGUUAUCCAUGAAAAAUGCUCAUCCUCAGAAAUUCGUUUUUUUGUUUAAUUGUAACUAAGAGUACGGUACAUAUGUUUUUGAAGACAUGUUGGUGUAGAUAUAUUGCAGGCAGUUAAUUUUUUUCUUUCAGUUAUGUGAAAACAGCUUGAAUAUUUACAUAUAUGUGUAUAUAUUCAUUGUUGCUGAAACAAGGCAGUGCUUUGGAAAUAAGGUGCAUCGGUGGAAAGAAUAGCUUUAUGCAUUUGUUUGUUGAAAAUAUGUAACUUCUCAGGGUAUGGUAACCUAGAACAAUACCAGUAUAAAUACCAGUACAGUUUCUAAAAAUACUGGUUCUGUUAGUAUACUGAUGUCAAAUUGUAUUAUAAUAAAUGUAUAA